AUCCUACACGGAUGAUCCACUCGUUUCUGACGCCAGGAAGACCGGGUUCCUGAGACCGUUACAUGCUCUCUACUUCCGGAUUACUGCUCAUAAUGUUCGCUUCAUUGUCUAGUUCCUCACCCGAAUGACAUUUCCCAGCGAUUGUUUUUAUAAGAUUAGCGUUUGUCCGAACGACGCCGCUGUACGAAGCUCUGAAACGCAUCUCUGCUACGUUUUCAUCUGGAUUGGCGCAACUGUUGGAUUUACGCGUUUAAAUGAAACUUGUAAGAUUUAUGAACAAUCGUGCACCAUCUAAUAAGAGAUAUCAGCCAACAGAAUAUGAGCACGCUGCUAACUGUGCCACACAUGCGCUCUGGAUCAUUCCCAGCAUUGUGGGUGGGAUCUUGUUGUACCUCUUAUCUGAUGACCACUGGGAGGAGAUUUCAGCAUGGCUCUACGGGGCAGGACUAUCAAGCCUUUUCAUCAUAUCCACAGUUUUCCAUACUAUCUCCUGGAAGAAGUCUCAUCUCCGAUCAGUUGAGCACUGUUUCCACAUGUGCGACAGGAUGGUGAUCUAUUUCUUCAUUGCAGCGUCCUACACACCAUGGUUGACACUGCGGGAUCUUGGUCCAUGGGCCGCCCACAUGCGUUGGGUGGUCUGGGUGAUGGCAUCUGGAGGAACUGCCUAUGUGUUCUUCUUCCAUGAAAGGUUUAAAGUCGUAGAGCUGAUCUGUUACACAGCAAUGGGUGUUUUCCCCGCUCUUGUCAUCCUCUCUAUGGCAGACAGGUCAGGUCUGUGUGAGCUGUUGGUUGGUGGCGGGUGUUAUGUUUUGGGCAUGGUCUUCUUUAAAAGUGACGGAAUAGUGCCCUUUGCUCACGCUAUAUGGCACCUGUUUGUUGCAAUGGGAGCAGGCAUCCAUUACUAUGCCAUCUGGAAGUACCUGUACACACCUGUUAAUCUACCAACCAGUACGGCCCGGUGACACACAUAUGCAUACACCUAAUCACUUACCUAAUAUAUAUUUGUCACUAAAGUGCUACUAAAGCACAAACAGUAUUGUUUAUUUUUUCUGUUGUGUUUUGGCUAGCGAACAGUUUGACUGAUGUAAUUCUUGUCACUUAUUAGGUCUUUAACUAGCACAUACAACAGAAAUCUAGGCAGCAGGGGUCAUUUUGGACCUGAGGCCGUGUGCAAUCCUGAGACUGAUAAAGGAUCCAGAACAAGAACAAUUCUAGAAAAACUAUGGACGUAUUAAAUGAAUGGUUUACAAUUUUUUAAAAAAGGUACUGAGCAAAGGUAAAAUCACUGCCAGAUAUUUGUGAAAACACUCAUCCUGGAGAGUAAUUACUUGACUGCAGUUUAAAGGUUUUUCUGUAGUGUCUUUUAACCGACUUGGGAUUAUUCCACUAAUUCUGCUACUGCCAGUGUGGAGAUUGUCUUGUUUCUGUCAGAAUUAUGAGUAUGUUUCGUAUUACUGUACACAGUAUCAAUUCUCCAUGCUUUUAGUGCUAGUCUUUUGCAUUUUUUGGAUGUGCAGUGUAUUUGGACAAUGCCACAAGUGCUUGAUGACAAUGCCUGGGACAUUUUGCCUGGACAGGUCAUCUGAUUUCAUGGUAUAAUGGAAAAGUUCAGACUCUCAUAUUAUGAUUGUGCCCUUUUUUUGGUGACUUUUAAAACGUGCUUAACAUCUAAGUCAAAACACUAUUUAAUAUUUUAAAUAAUAUUAAAUGACUGAAUCAGCAAAUCUUUUAAGGGUUAGGUCAUAGAGAAAUAGCUCAGUUUUUACAGUUUUUACAGCAUUAAGACUUGCGUGGUGCCAAUUUAAGGCUUUUGCCUCUUUUACUGCAUUCCAUUUCAGUAAAAAUCUGAAACAAAAAGUGUUUUGUUUUAGAUGUUAUUUAUUAAUUUCAACUUGCUGCUGUAGAUGUUGUAUAAUACAGUAUAUCAUUUUGUAUUAGUACUUAAUAGAGUAUGUAAAACAUACACUGAAAUUCGUCAGCUAUUUGCCUUCAUCAUCUUCAUCAGUUUUUGCAAACAGGAGAAAAAAACACAUUUUAAGAAAAUACUGAUGUACUGACUUUAGUCAGAUUCACCUCAGAUUAGUUUAAGAGUCGUUAAAGAAACAAUGCACCCAAAACUGAAAACUGUAAUCAUUUACUCAUCCCUGUUUAGUUCCAUACCUGCAUUUGUGGUCUUUCUUCUGUAGAAUACAAAAUUAAAUGUUAAGCAGAAUGUCCAAGCUGCUCGUUUUUAUGGAUGCUCGUUCACCACAGGAUAAAAAGGCAAUUGUGACCUUUGUCUCACAAUUCCAACUUUUUCUCUUAAAAUUAUGAGAAAAAAACGCUAAGAUGUAAACUUAGAAUUGACUUUUUUACCUGCAAUUCUGAGUUUGUAUCUCAUAAACUUUUUCUCAGAAUUCUAAGUUUACGCCUUGCAAUUCUGUUUCUUGCAAUUGCAACUUUUUAUCUGAUUAACUUUUUUAUAUACCUCCUUUCGUGUUCUGUGCAAGAAAGAAAAUCAUACAGAUUUGGAACAACAUGAGGAUGUAAAUGAUGGCAGAUUUUUCACUUUUGUAUGAACUAUAAUACACAUGUAGUGCACUUUGUGAUAAUACUUAUUACUACUCAGCUUCAUCGUCUACACUGGUCAAAGUUUGUAAAUUAGCCAUCUGUUCAUUGGACUGAUCAGCCAAAGCUUUUGCUCUCAGGGUUGCCAUCUCACUGGCUGAAACCAUCACAAUUUCUUAAGCAUUCCAUUUGUGUUGCACUCCUUUAGGCCGUACAUAUUUAAUAACUGUUUAACAUUCAAAAUCAAACUUGAACAUUGUAGAUAACUUGUAUUUUUGAUCAGGGCUAAUAGAAGAUCAGGGGCACAACCACAGAUUGUGAAGUUUAAUACAGACACACUCACACAUACACAGCAAGUUUGCAGUUUUUACUUCUCUAACUACUAAACUAUUAAACAAGUAUUUAAAUUUGUAUGGCCUUCACAAUCAUAUAAAACUUUUAACAGUUACUUGUAACAUAAUUUUUCUAAAGAUGUAUUUAUUAUUGCUUUACAUUAUGUAUUAUGAAUAUAAAAAGUGUUUGGUCAGUAGUUGUAAUCUAUGUGUACACAAACUUAUAGUGUUGAUAUUUAUGUUUGCUGUGUUAAGAUUAAACAUUUAGCAAGCACCUCAUUAGUGAUUUUUGAUAACGAUGUUUUAUUUGAUGAUGAGUGAAUUUCAGCUGAAAUGUGUAUGUUAUCGAAACACCUCGCCUUAGUGAACGUGCAUUUACGCUUUUAGUAUUGCAACACUCUGUCAGGUACGUUUUUGCUCCCUUAAGGAUUUAGAUGAUAGUAAGGGCUGUGUGUCUACAAGAUUUCAGUUUGAACUUGAAAUUACCUUUCUUUUUUUUUUCUUUACCAAGUCUUAUAGGUUGCAUUGAUGAUAUAAUUUUCAGUUUUAACAGUAAGUGUUAUAUCAUUGGUUGGAUGUUGUUGCCUAUAAUGUAUAUCUAAAUCUAAAAUGUAUGUUUCUAAAUUAUUUUAUGACUUUUUGUUAUUCUGUUGCAUUGUAAGGGGUCUGUUUUUGCCAUUGUUGACCGCUUUUUAUCUGUUUAGAUAUUUAUGGUGUAUUAUGCUUUAUUACAAAGUGUUUACUUGCGUUUAGUUGAUGCAAUAUGAAGUUUACAUCCAUCAUACAGCUUUCACUGCCACCCAGCCUGAGAUAAAUACAUUUAGAUUUCCAGUGACCUUAUAUUUAGUAAAACAACACAAUUUAUUGAAACUCUUAUGAUGCUUGAGGAGCUGUGUUUGUUAGUAAGAGUGCAUAAUGAAUGUACAAAAAUCAUUCCUCUUGCUUUUGAGUCACUAGUAUAUGCUGGAUGGCUGAUGUUUUAUAAAUGCAGUGAUUGAUUGUGGUUUUAACAUGUUAAAAUGAUUAAAAAGCAUACGGUUUACCUCUGACUCAAAGCCAAAAGAAAAUGCACUGCAACCAAGUUAAGAAAAGACCAAAUAUAGCACAAAUUAACACUGUUUUGCCCUGACAAAUCUUAUGUAAUGUAUAGUGUAGAAUUUGGCAUAGUCUUUGUGAUAUUUGACAGUAAACUUUCAUACAUCAGGCUGUCCUUGAGUUAUGAAAAAUAUUAAUUCAGUAAAAUUCUCUAUUGAAACCGAAUCCACUUGAAACCUAACCCUGACCUCACUGUAAAUAUCAUUUGUGCCUUUUCUAGUUUGGGUGUGUUUCAGAACAGUUCAAGGCUUUGUGUUGUUUCUGCUGAUUUGCUCUGCAUAAAAAAAUGUGAAUCUUUCACAUGAAGGUAUUUGUGAUUGUGAUUUUGCUGCAAUGUUUGUAUUGCCCCCAUUUUUGUAUUUGUAUUAAGACAAUGUUAUUUCAUACCAAUGCGUUUUUUUUUCAAAGAAGCGCCCUCCUGUCUGAAUCAUUAUUUGAGUCUUGCAUUCUAUGCAUUUUGUAUGUCUGUGGUAAAUCAAUAAAUGCAAAGGGAAAAAUUGCA
Labeo rohita (rohu) is the source of this 4476-nucleotide messenger RNA. Its product is annotated as monocyte to macrophage differentiation factor 2. Gene Ontology annotation, molecular function: pore-forming activity. Gene Ontology annotation, cellular component: membrane. The transcript has 7 exons. The record is from RefSeq and is a predicted model, not a curated record. Bases 255 to 962 code for a protein of 235 amino acids. NCBI's taxonomy places the organism in Eukaryota, Metazoa, Chordata, Actinopteri, Cypriniformes, Cyprinidae.